AUGUCAAGUGUGCAAUUGGAACUGCGUGACUGGUGCCCGUGCAGACAGCAUGCAGUCGUCACUAAGAGAUUCAUGAUUCACUUCAAAGCAGAGCGGAGCCGGGUCUGGAGCGGGGUCUGCGGCCGGUGGAGCAGGAGGAGGAGGAGGGGGCUGGCCGGGGCGGGGCGCGGCGAAAAACAACACGAAAGGAAACUAGCAGGUGACCGCGGUGGGCUGAGCUGCGGCAGCCUCCCCGAAUCCCUCCGCAGGAGGCCGCCUUUCCUCAAAUCCUUCCCUUCUGGCCUUGCUGAGCGCCUGCUGGGCCCCAGGCUCUGGGAUUACAGAGGUGAACCAGCUGGGGGCUCAGGCCUGGCUGCCUCCCAGCAGGAGGGCCCCACGACCCCUCUGUAUUCCUGCUUCCCUAGGGCCUGCGUCAGUUGGUGGGUCGGGUUAAGGGUGCUGUGUUUGCGGCUGCGCCCCAACCCGGCCCCCAGGUUUCGACCUUUGCCGCUGCAUUUGGACUCUGGACACGAGGUUCUCAGACGUGCUUUGACCUUGCUCUGGUUCAGCUCACUGGUUUCUAACACACGUGUUUGCACAUGGUGCCCAGACGCCUUCCCAGGCAGGAUCUUCGCUCCCAUCAUGCCUGCCUGCCUCCAGAGCGCCCGACUGAAAAUCCAUGCCCUGCGGGUCUGUUUCGCCGCCGCUGGUGCGGGCCUCAUGGCCGAUGGUAUCCCAACGGCAGGAGCACACGCAGAAGAGGUCCGACGGGGAGAUCAGAGGUCGCAGAGAUGGGGGGGCCAGGCUGGCUCCUUUGAUAACACCUCUCUCUCUCACGGCAAGUAACCAGGGCCCUGGGAUAACUACAUUCACACUUUCAGAGGGCAGUGCCCCCACAACUCACCUUCCUCUGGACCCCACCUUUUAAGGGUCCCGCCACCAUCCAACAUCUCCAUGCUGGGAUUAAGCUGCUCACCUGGAACCUUUGAGCUGCCACUCAAACCCUAUCCAAGCCAUGCCCAUAGGAGGCUCCCUAGGCUCCUCUGAGUGUGCUCUCUAGCGGCUGUAGAUUUCCCUACUAUAACCAGUUCUGGAAGAGAAAUGAAUGGAGCCUGUGAGCCACCACUGAACGGUCUUUCCACGUGGACUUCUCGAGGCAGCCACACUUGCUGGGUAACCUCCAGAGCUUGUGAUCACAACAGAAUUGAAGGCUAUCACAAAAUGUGGCGCAAAUGCCCACCCUUCGCUGGGUUUGAUGUUCACCUGAACCAUGAAUCUUCAGUCAG
Messenger RNA from Oryctolagus cuniculus (rabbit), 1265 nucleotides. The record is from RefSeq and is a predicted model, not a curated record. NCBI's taxonomy places the organism in Eukaryota, Metazoa, Chordata, Mammalia, Lagomorpha, Leporidae.